UCUUUACAUUCACAAAAGGCUGGUAUUGGCCGCCGAGGCCCGGACGGAUAUAUUCCGCUGCAUAAUCUUACCCCGUGACACUGGCAGUCCGCGCCUAGAGUGAAGUAGUGAGCCUGUAGAGUGUGGACUCAACUUUUCAGAGAGAGAGAGAUGGAGAAGUAUUUUGGUAAUCCAUAUCGUGGUGACCCGGGCGUUCCGCACACUGAUCCUGAACGAUUCGUGAACAUAUGGAUUGGUUCGUUCGUGUUCUCUGCGAUAACCUGGUUCCAUCCAUACAUGUGGCAACUCUCAAAUCAAUACAACUGGCAUGAUCGGGCAAUGCUAUUUGAGCAGUACCACUGGAAGAAAGCACUGAAGAAGAGGCAGCCAUAUAAAUUCAAGUGGAACCAGUACAUGAACAAGGACCUUCGGGAUUCAUACUAUUUCAACUGGCCAGUGUACUUUCCCUAGAACAUGUCCCAUAUGUGCCUAGGUGUGGUAGCUUUACUAAUGCAGAUUCUGUUCUUCUUUUCCUUUUUUUUUUCCAGUCCAUAUGUCGAAGGAGUGAAUCAUCCUAAAAAGGGAUUGUUUACCUUAUUCUGUGGUUCUAGAUCUUUAAAGCAGCAGGUUUUCUGUUCUAGCUAGUCUCCUUGUGUUGUGAUGCCUUUGGACGAAAUAAUUUUGUUGCCUCCAAUCAGCUGUCCUGUUGAAGUAUUUAGUAUGCCCUCCGGGCACUUAAGAGCUUGUCUAUUUUUAGAA
Molecule: messenger RNA, 738 nt
Organism: Nelumbo nucifera (sacred lotus)
Lineage: Eukaryota; Viridiplantae; Streptophyta; Magnoliopsida; Proteales; Nelumbonaceae
Source: RefSeq, a predicted model, not a curated record